AUGGAUCUUCUCACCACAGUAGCGUCUUUACUUGGACUGAUAUGCCUUUGCUCGGGUCCAGUAAAAGGCGGAAUGAGCGAUGACUACGUUAGCAGUGGAGAGGCGCCAUAUAUCAUUGAACAGCCUAUUGACGUCACAGUCGCACGACACCAGCCUGCAACCCUUAACUGCAGAGCUGGCGGGUCCCCUCCUCCAACCAUCAGAUGGUAUAAAGGAGGAGUUCUUGUCGUCUCAGAUACACAUAGAAGCCUUCUACCCGCGGGUGGGUUAAUUUUUCUGAGAACUACUCAUGGAAGAGCGCAUUCAGAUGCAGGUGUAUACUGGUGUGAAGCAAAUAAUCCAUAUGGGACAGCUAGAAGCAGAAAUGCAACCUUACAUGUCGCUGUCCUUCGCGAAGAGUUCAGAUUAGAGCCAGUAUCUACACAAUCUGCGCAAGGAGAAACUGUGAUACUAGAAUGUUCGGCACCAAGAGGUUCUCCAGAACCAACUGUCUACUGGAAGAAAAAUGGUCAAAUUUUGCACUUUGAUGGUGAUUCUAGGAUGCAUAUAGUCGACGGUGGAAAUCUCGUAAUACAAGACGCUAGGCAAGCCGAUGACGGCAGAUAUCAAUGUAUUGCGAGGAAUGCAGCGGGAACACGAGAAUCUACUGUUGCUGUACUCAGAAUACACAUUAAGCCAUAUUUAAUCACGGGGCCCGAGGACGUUGUGGCGCAGACUGGCGGUAGCGUUACAUUCCAGUGUCGGGUGGGUGGAGAUCCCCUCCCAGACGUGUUAUGGCGAAGGACCGCUGGAGGAGGGAACAUGCCACUUGGACGUGUCAAAGUUCAAGAUGACCGAAGCCUUAGACUCGACAACGUUAUUUUAGCGGAUGAGGGUGAAUACAGUUGUGAGGCUGAUAAUUCAGUUGGAGCUGUCAGCGCUAGUGGCUAUUUGACCGUGUAUGAUCCGCCUUCGAUUUCACUGAGACCAAAUUCAAUAAACGUUGAAAGUGGAACAUCAGUGACAUUCACUUGUACUGCCACGGGAAGACCAGAACCAACAAUGUUCUGGAGUGUUGAAGGAAAGAGAACUAUUAUUUUACCUGGUACAUCGAGAGAUAAAUACCACGCAACGACUGUACUGGAUGGUGUCACUGUGCUAACAAUCAAUGAUACAAAUAAAAACGACAGUGGAAACACGAUAGUUUGUUCGGCGGUAAACUUUGCUGGCAGUUCGUUUAUCAGAGGGAAACUAACCGUGACGUCAGACGAUGACCGCCCACCGCCAAUCAUAACAAACGGGCCCUCUAACCAAACGUUACCUAUAAAAUCGAUGGCAGUUUUCCCCUGUACAGCCGUCGGUACACCUGAACCAAUCAUCGCUUGGUAUUUUGAAGGGGAAGCAUUAAUACAAAAUCAUAGAAGGAAUGUAACUAAUGACGGAACUCUCAUUUUGAAGGAUUUAGAUAAAUCUGAUAGCGGUACUUACACAUGUGUGUCAUCUUCGCAUCAUGGCAAAUAUGUAUGGAGCGGGGUUUUGUUAGUAGAUAGUCCUAUAAAUCCAAAUAUUCAUUUUUUCCGAGCCGCAGAUGUAUCAUCACUACCCGGUCCACCAACAAAACCGCUAAUAUAUAAUAUAACAGAUUCAUCCGUUACAAUAACCUGGAAUCAAAACAAUAAAAUUGGGUCAUCCUCAAUAUUAGGUUAUCAAAUUGAAGUAUUUUCUAGAGAAACUCUAUCAGGAAGUAAUACUCCAAGGAAUUCAAGAGGAUGGAUGGUAUUAGCACGACGGGUUCAUCAUACACAAUACGUAGCUAAAUCAUUAGUGCCUGGGGUGACGUAUAUGUUCAUUGUACGAACGGAAAAUUCCCAUGGGCUAUCCGGACCUAGUCCUGUUUCCGAUUCAGUCACUAUCGGUGAUGAUUCUAAUUCAUUAUGGGAAACCGGUGUAUUUUCAAACAAUACCGAAUUUAGAAAUAACAUUUUGACUGACAAUAUUGUAGAAUUAAUUGAAGCAACUCCGAUAGACUCCAAAACAAUAAAGCUCAUGUGGGAAAUAUUAAAUUUUUACUAUUUGGAGGGUUUAUUCAUAUAUUUCAAACCCCUAGACAACAUAACGACCGAAUAUGAAAUGAAAACUAUUUUGCAUUCCAACGAUGUCUCCGGAUAUGAAAUAACGUCUUUGAGAAAAUAUACAAAAUAUGAAUUUUUCCUCAUACCUUUUUAUAAGAAGUUCGAAGGAAAGCCGUCGAAUUCUAGAAUGGCUCAAACAUUAGAUGAUGUACCCGAUGGACCACCAAUUAACAUAGAAAUGUUCAUCUUAAACACCACGACAGUUCAUUUAAAAUGGUCCCCUCCGGAGGCUCAUUUACAAAAUGGAAUUAUAACUGGCUACAAUAUACUGGUUAAUUGGUUGGACAUACCUGCAAACAAAUCCAUGGUAGCCAUCAACACCACCGUUCACCAAACAACAAGUCUAAUUAUGACCAAUUUAACAUCUGGUGUAAGCUAUUCUGUCCAAAUUGCUGCCGAAACCAUCGUUGGUUUUGGUCCGUUCACUCAAAAAGUCUAUUUAAAUAUAGAUUCACGGUCAGUUGGGCUAGAUCCUUUAUCGAGAUAUCCGAUAAACGGAGAAGUGUCUAUAGUAGCAGGGGACUUUGUUAUGGAAACAUGGUUUUACUUUUUGAUAGGAGCGAUUGUUCUGUUCAAAAUAAUUGUGAUUGGCGGCAUUAUUUACGUACGAAAACAUAAUAUUUUUGCAAAAAAAUCUGCUCUUCCAAACAUUUAUGAUUCCAACGGGACAAGCUUAGUGACUCAAAUGAACAUAAAAGCGGCAGUGUCUUUGUCACAUCCUCUUACGAGCUGCUACAAUAAGAACACUGUGACCAAAACUGAGUCACUGUUGUGGAUGGAGAAUCAACCAGGAUUAUGCAUGUCGGGCAAUCAAACAAAUCAAAGUAUUAAAGAGAAAAAUAAUUCGGAAUACGACAAAGUGGCCCAGCAGUUACCCGAAUAUGCUGAAGUAACAUCUUCACGUGCGAAUGCAAAUGAAUGGAAUACAAGUAAAACUGCAACUUCUCCAGCGGCGUAUGCCUCGGUUACCCUCGUUGCUAAUACAAGGCAAUGUGUAAGUUCAUUGGGCUGGUUUCCACCUACUGGAAAAAAUGUUGAAUCCUUUGACAACCGGUAUGCUCCGGAAGAAGAAAUGUACCCAGCUAGUAACGGAGGGUACUAUAACAGAAAUGUGUAUAGUGAAAAAUACUUUCAAGGUCAUCCGAAUGUAUUAAAAUUUUAUGAUUUACCUUCAUUGGACAAAACGCAAAAAGCCCAAGUAAGAUAUAAUCAGAGUUUAGAUGAAAGAAAAAGUGAUAAGAACUCGAAGACUGAUGUCACUCAAUCCUUGAUAGGUCGCACAUACGGAAUUAGUUCCAGGAAAAACUCUGAAACUGAAUCUACCUAUAGAGCGUUCGGGGAAGAGGACACAGAUGAGGAUAAUUAUCCUGAAGAUGGUGGUUAUGAUGAAUUGCAAGCUAUGCAACCCCAGAGACAAAGACCACAACAUCAGUAUGAAAGGCCCAAUUUCGAUAACGAUGGGACUAGAACUUUGGCCCGUCUGACCUCAUUCAGACAGGGCCAAAGUCUUACCAGUAGUACAAAGCCGUCCCUUGCACCACCACAUCCACCACCAGCGCCUCAUCCUCGUGUGGACUCUGUGACACGGUAG
This is a messenger RNA of Arctia plantaginis, 3702 nucleotides long. The record is from the annotation of a GenBank genome assembly. NCBI's taxonomy places the organism in Eukaryota, Metazoa, Arthropoda, Insecta, Lepidoptera, Erebidae.